CUCAUGAAAAUCAGAAAUACAGAAUCACAAAUUAUCAGAAUAUUUUCUAAGAUCGAAGAAAUUAUAAGUAUGUUCAUUUAUAUACUCAGUACUUAGCUGGGGCUCUUUUACUAUGAAUUACUGCAUCAGUGUGGAGUUGGGUGUUUCUUAUAUUUUGAUUUUUGUUUUUUUUGUUACAUUUUUUAAUUUUUUCUAGCUGUAGGCCAUAAUUAUGAAAAUUAAACAUCCUAGUUAAUGUAAGGAGUCUAGAAUAUAUUAAAUUGUCAGUUUCUUAAAUAACUGAUGGAAAAUAUUGAAUGUUUUUACAAUAUUCAUAUUUUUUAGAUGCACGUCUGUACUUUAUUUUGGUUUCCAUUAAGUUUCCCUCAUGUUUUUUUUCCUCCUCUGUUCACCUGCUGUCUGGCCGACUCGCUCUGUUGCCACCAUCUCGCUCUCCCACCACCUCCUCCACCACCUCCUCCACCACCGCAUCCUGGUGCUCCAAACAAACCAUCUGCACACACACACACACACACACACACACACACACACACACACACACACACACACGGCGAAUCCAGGGUGAAAAUUCCUUCCUGCAGGCCACCGUAGCAAAGCUGGGCCCGCUGCCGAGGAUUCUGGGAGACAUCUCUCGCUGCCUGGCCUCUCCGACGCCCGUCCAGCAGCAGCUGAGACGCUUCCAGGACCAAAACUCUGCACACAACAUGAGCGGCAGCCUGUCGUCAGGGUUACAGCGGAUCUUUGAGGACCCCGCCGACAGCCGCAGCGACGUGCGCAGCGACGUGCGCAGCCUGCAGUCUCCGCUCGCUGACUUGAUGGAGGGUUACGUUCGGGGUCAGCGCCCCCUGCUGGCUCAGCAGCAUCCCUCCGCCCACACCAGCUUCUCCGACCAGGAGGAGCGGGACAGCCCGCUGCCCAAUGGCCGCAGCAUCUCUCUGGUGGACCUGCAGGACGCCCAGAGUCUGCACGGGCCCCCGGGGGCCCCGACGCACCACGAGGCCCCGCCCCGUCUCAGCAGGGUCGGCUCCCAGGCUUCCGUCGGACACGCCCCGCCCGCGUCGAACUACCCCCACUCCAACCCGCUGACCCCUCAGCCGGGGCCGCACCCGACCAAAGCCCCGCCCAGAGACGGCCAGCCGCAGAGCGCGCCGCAGACGAGGCGGCCGCUGCACCCGUCGCUCAGCCAGCAGCGCAGCCUGCAGCCGCUGUCCUUCCAGAACCCGGUCUACCACCUGAGCAACCCCGCCCACAGCCUGUCCACGCGCUCCGCCCACUCGCUGCGACAGGACUCCAGCUCCGAGAACCUGAGCACCGAGAGCUCGCACAACAGCCACAGCAACUCCGACGACUUCGGCAGCCAGGUGGGGGUCAAAGGUCGCGUGGCCUCCAACAGCAGCCUGGACGAGUCGGGCAGCAGGCGGAGCGUGCAGAGCGAGGAGUGUUCCACGCCGCGCCGACAUGCGCCGUCCGACCUCCCGCCCGGGGCCGCCACGGCGGUCGCUAUCCCCCGCCAAAGCACGACGGCGGGUACCGCCCACAUUGUCAAGGUGGAGCAGCAGAGCAGAGGAGGGGGCGGGGCCAGGACGCCACGCUCGCUCCCUCACAGCGCCUCGCUGCGCAGCAGCAGCAGCGCCAACACGGAGCCCACGCCCGGCCACGCCAGUCGCCAACAGGCCGCCUGCUCCGUGGAGAACGUGGCCCCGCCCCCAAGGAGCGCCCCCAAGCCUCAGCAGGUGGCGUCUCCGGUGGAGGCGGUGGCGGUGGCGAUGUCCCCGGUGGAGCGGACGGCGGCCUGGGUGCUUAACAACGGCCAGUACGAGGAGGAGGAGGAGGAGGGAGGAGGAGAGAGGAGCCGGGAGGAGGGCAGGAACACUGAGAAG
Molecule: messenger RNA, 1880 nt
Organism: Plectropomus leopardus (leopard coralgrouper)
Lineage: Eukaryota; Metazoa; Chordata; Actinopteri; Perciformes; Serranidae
Source: RefSeq, a predicted model, not a curated record